CGUGGUCGACGAUGGCGUCGUCAGUCUACGUCUGACGGCCAAUUUGGUGUUCAUUUUGAGGUUAAAUUUUGUAAUUUUUAUAAUCAAAAUGGUUAGUGAAAUAGACGAACGACGUGUGGUUAAAGAACUAAUUGAAUUGUAUCGUAAUCUACCAUGCUUGUGGGACAUGAGGUCUGAGGAUUACAGAUUUGUCAAGAAAAAAAACUUGGCAUGGGGAAUGUUACUUGAAAAACUUAAGGAAAUUGAUCCUGAUGCCAAUAUUUAUUCAGUUAAACGCAAGAUUGACAAUUUGAGAAAUGGUUACAAAAGGGAGCUGAAGAAGGUGAGAAAAUCACUUCAACAGAGCAAAUCGGAAGAGGAUGUUCACGAACCAAGCCUCUGGUAUUUCAAGCUGCUGGAUUUCUUGAGCGAUAGAAAAUAUGAGAUCUCUGAAGACUCCCAGUCGGACGAUGUGUACAUGGUGAUAGUUGAUGAUAAAUACCAGUCUUCCUCUCAAGUGAAGCAAUCACAAGAAAACGAAUUAGAAAAACAGAAACAGUAUUACACAGAGGAAUUGAAACGCUCGCUGCAAAAAGGGGAUCUAACGAUAAGAGAGACUCGUAGUCUAGACACAAACCCAUUCGCAGUGUACGUUGGAAAGCAGUUGGAUGAAAUGACCCCGUUCCAAAGGAAGGUAGCGGAGAAAGUGAUAUCAGAGGUGCUGUUCUUAGGUAAAACUGAGAGUCUUAACUUCGAUUCCAAGGUGGUGACUCCUACAGAAACACCUAGACCGGAACCAUGGGUCUCACCGAACAAAACUAGUGAAAUAAAAGAAAAUCCACCGAUUUCUAGAUUAGACAUACUAAAUUCAGCUACUAAAAGGAAAAUUUCAAGGGAACCAAUCGUAAAAAAGAAGGCCAAAAGAAAAAUUUCAACGGAAACUAAAAAAGGCAAACCUGAAACAGCUUUUAUAGAUAUCCAGCUCAGUCCGGAGAGCUCACAGUGCUCAUCGCAAAAGACGUUAGUAAAUCCGUUGUCAACGGAUGGCUCCUCGGAAGAAUCUGAUCAAGAGGAAGCGUUUGAAGUUGAUGAUGAAGAAACUAGUAAAUAUGAUGAUGAUGACGAUUCAAAUGAUGAUUCGAUUUUGAAAACCCUGUUGAAAUCUAAAUGACAACUAAUGAAAAAGGGGAAAACUCCAAAAAAAGCACUACCUUCUACGAAAAGAAGUAAGAUUGUUAACAAAAAAUCGAAUAAAUCAAUGGUUUUGAGAAAAACAAAAUUGCAUUCGUGAAAAUUCGUUAUACUUAUUUUAAUGUGGCCUUGUCUACUACUACACACUGUUUAUUCGUAUAACAGUCAAUGUUACUUUCAAUAGUCGUGUAUCAAUUUUUAGUCGUUAAAUCGAUAAAUUCACUCAUCGUGUCGAUUAUUAUUUUUCGUUAGACUUUGGUAAAUUAAUUGAGGUAAUAAUUAAAACCCUCCAUAAAAUAGACUAAUCAUCCGGAGACUUACUACUCAGUGGCGGAUUUAGUCCUUAUACGUCAUUUUAUUAUUUCACGUGCAACAACGUAGGACGUCCACCCACAAGGUGGACCGACGACCUCAUAAAGGCAGCAGGAAGGGGCUGGAUGUGCAGGCCGCCACCAACCGGUCAUUGUGGAAAUCAUUGGGGGAGGCCUAUGUUCAGUAGUGGACGUCCUGUGGCUGAAAUGAUGAUGACGACGUGCAACAAAGAUUAAAUAGACUAAGAGCUAAUAAAGUUCACCAGCUCUUAGUCUAAAAUAAACUACCUAGCCUGGUAAAUGUAUCAGGGAGAGAAAUUGUGAUAAUGUAGGUAUUUUUUUGUCAUUUGAUGGUGGAUAGGUACUUAUGUAUAAACUUUUUAUAAGCCAAAAAGGUAUUUUAUUAGGGUAAUAAAUAAGCUUUAAUUUAAUCGUAAUUAUAAUUUAAGUCUAGAUAGGACAUUGUGACAAAUAAAGCUAUUUUGCUUGUA
Ostrinia nubilalis (European corn borer) is the source of this 1972-nucleotide messenger RNA. RefSeq lists its product as uncharacterized. NCBI's taxonomy places the organism in Eukaryota, Metazoa, Arthropoda, Insecta, Lepidoptera, Crambidae. Bases 89 to 1150 code for a protein of 353 amino acids. The transcript is spliced from 3 exons. The record is from RefSeq and is a predicted model, not a curated record.